AUGGUUUCUGAGGAAUGUACCCGACAUGUACAACCUCCUCGCGUCGCAGUUGAAGUUAGGUGCCCAGUUACCGCCUUCUGUGACGAAAUCAAGACAGGCAUUGAACACGCUGUUGUGGAAGAUGAUCCUUUCAGAUGGGGCAAUGCGCGCAAGACUACCAUUCUAAUAAUUGUUUCAGCUGGUUCCAUGAUCGCAGGCUUAGCUGUCAACAUACAGAACCCUGCAAAUGCCCAUAUUCAGAGUGACCUACGGGCAUCUACAUCGGAAAUAAGCUGGACGUUAUCGGUCUUUAUUCUUAUUCAGGGAGUCCCUGGGCUUCUAUGGAGCGCCAUCAGCGAAAUAAAAGGACGCAAGUUUGUCUAUGUAUCAUCUGUAGCAUUAUUCAUAGUUGCCUCUGCUAUUGUCGCCGUGUCCAACACCAUUGGUCUGCCACAACUAGCAGAUAUCUACGAACCCCAUGAGCGAGGCACUAAAAUGGGCAUAUAUUAUUCUGCUCCGCUCCUGGGGCCGGCGUUGGGCCCAGUAUUCGGUGGUGUGCUGACACAGGGUUUGGGUUGGCGCUCAAUCUUCUGGUUCAUGACUAUUUGCGCCGGAGUUGUUCUCCUUGCCCUGGUUCUCCUAUUCAAAGAUACGUUCAGGAAGGAACGUAGUCUGACGUAUCAGAAUGUCCUGCAGAUGAGAGCAAAGGAAGGGGAGCUGCAACUGCAACACUUGGACAAAUCCAGUCAUGCUUUUUCUGCCACUGACAAGCUCGCACAACCUGCACUAGAAAGCAUAACUUCUCCGCUGCAAAUGGAGGAUCUUAACGUCGAGGCGAAUAGCCCCACCAUUGCACCUGCUUCAUGUAUGAAAGAUGUCAACGUGUCGCUCGCAGACGUCAAUCCCUUCCCUCCACUUCUGAAGAUUCUUACACGCUUAAAUAAUCUCACAAUAUUAUUUGCCUGGUAA
Messenger RNA from Suillus subaureus, 948 nucleotides. RefSeq names its product major facilitator superfamily domain-containing protein. Gene Ontology annotation, molecular function: transmembrane transporter activity. Lineage: Eukaryota; Fungi; Basidiomycota; Agaricomycetes; Boletales; Suillaceae. The transcript is spliced from 5 exons. Bases 1 to 948 code for a protein of 315 amino acids. Gene Ontology annotation, biological process: transmembrane transport. The record is from RefSeq and is a predicted model, not a curated record.